Molecule: messenger RNA, 198 nt
Organism: Oppiella nova
Lineage: Eukaryota; Metazoa; Arthropoda; Arachnida; Sarcoptiformes; Oppiidae
Source: the annotation of a GenBank genome assembly
GGCCGAAUGGCUCAGGAAAAUCGUCCCUAUUUAGGCUAUUGGGAGGUGCAAAUUGAAUAUUUAGUCGAAAGGGAAUCGUGGGAUUCGGUACAGGACUGGCACGACGUGCUCAGUGGUGGUGAGAAGCAAAGAGUAGCACUGGCCAGACUUUUAUACCACAAGCCGUUGUUUGCAAUUUUGGACGAAUGCACUUCAGCU